Molecule: messenger RNA, 1399 nt
Organism: Vitis riparia (riverbank grape)
Lineage: Eukaryota; Viridiplantae; Streptophyta; Magnoliopsida; Vitales; Vitaceae
Product: phosphatidate cytidylyltransferase, mitochondrial
Exons: 12
Coding region: 112-1116 (334 amino acids)
Biological process (GO): CDP-diacylglycerol biosynthetic process; cardiolipin biosynthetic process
Cellular component (GO): mitochondrion
Molecular function (GO): phosphatidate cytidylyltransferase activity
Source: RefSeq, a predicted model, not a curated record
ACUUUUUUACCCUCUCACCGCUACUCACCCAAAAUAGUGAUUAGACGAUUCAAAUGAUCAUAGAAUUCCUAAAACCCUAAACCCUCUCCCAUCCCAAAAUCAUUAUUAAGCAUGAGCAUGGAGAAGGAGAAAAAAGCUGAGCUUGCAAGUCUCCUAAAAUUUCUACCCCCUGUAGAGUUCUGCUGUGUUUAUGGCUCAGCUCUCCAUCCAAACAAUUAUAACAAGUCAACGAUGGUGGAUUACAUUCUUGGUGUAUCAGAUCCCAUGCAAUGGCAUUCUCAGAAUCUGAAAAUGAACAGAGAUCACUAUGCCUCAUCGAUGGUGUACCUUGGAGGGGCAAAACUGAUUACUCAAGUAGCAGAUGAAAUUGGUGUAGGAGUACACUUCAACCCAUUUGUUUCUGUGAAUGAUGAGAUGUUCAAGUAUGGAGUUGUUAGGAUGCAUGACUUGGUUGAGGACGUACUGAACUGGGAGACAUUCUACUUAAGUGGUCGUUUACAAAAACCUGUCCAAGUACUCGUGGAUAAUUUGGAUAUUGGAAAUUUAAAUUCUGUUAAUUUGAAGGGUGCAAUCUCUGCUGCCCUCCUCCUUUUGCCAGCCAAGUUCACUGAGGAACAUCUGUAUGCCAAAAUAUGUAGCCUCUCAUAUAUGGGUGACUUGCGGAUGCUAUUUGCAGAGGACAGAAACAAGGUGAAGAAGAUUGUACAAGUGCAGUUUGAUUUAUUCCAAACAAUGUACAAACCAUUGCUAGAAGAGUAUGGAGCCAAAGGGUUAUUACGAUUCUCCUCAUCUGAUGGUCAUCAAGCAAUUAUAUCUCAGGAUUGUGGUUUAUCUGUAGCUCGUUCCCUUGUUUCUUCUCUUCCUUCAAAGGUUCGAAGCCAAAUGGGGAUGAAGCUAGGGGAGAAAACGAAACUCAGUGAAUCAGGACGAGUAAUACGUAAAGUGGUGGUUGGUUCAAGGGAAGAGGCUGCAGAAUGUAUGCGGGGAGUUUUGAGGCGCAAGGUUAUGGUUUCAAGUGCAAGGCAGGCUGUAUCUGGUCUAGUGGCUGUUGGUGGCGUUAAUGCCAUUAGAUAUCUUGCAAAUAAAAUGGAGAAGGCCUGGAAAUCCUGGACAUGAUACAAUUGCAGCUGUUCUUUUGAAAAAAAAAAAGUAGAAUUCUAACACAGGAAGUGGGAAAUGUAAAAGGAAUGCUGAAUGAGGGUUGAAAGAAUAGUUUUCAACUGGAGGUACUCAUGAUGUAUGAACAUUCUCAUCUGUUGCUAAUUCCUGCUGCAUUUGUUGGUUCUUUUUCUUCAAAAGUAUUUUUCUAAGACUUCCCAAGAGACAAGGUGUUAAAACACUAGUACAAAUAAAUUUGAUAUGCAUUGUUGAUUUAACGCCUUAUAGUUUUUUUAUUUUA